AAACAAACCCAGACAUACCAAUCACUCAUCAGAGGGCUUGCGAUUCAUAUCAGCUGAGAGAGCUGUCUUUCAAAAAUCUCAGUUUACUGCCGAAUUGAAGAACGAAUGUGAAGGACGUUUCCCUCAGUUUCACGAGUCUAAGAAGUUGGAAAGCACCCCUGCCAUUUCACCACAAGCGUGCAUGAAAGCCUGAAAAAGCUUUCCAUAGCUUCUCUGCAUGGCUAUGCAGCACAGUGGUGUGAUUUCACACGCCAUUCUUGCCACCAAAUGAUGGUCAAAGUUCAUUUAAUAUAUAAACAUGAUACCUGAGAUGUCUAUUCCUGAUCAAUCUUUUUUAUAAAACAAGCAAACAUUUCAGUCAUAAUACUUGAUAACAAUUUUUUCCAUCAUUGAAUAAUUGAUAUCAGUGCUUCGUGGUCGAUUCAGACCAAAAUAUAUAUUACCAAAGUUUAUGAAGAAAUGCUAGUUAUUGUUUAUUCUCCAAUCUGAUAGGCUGGAUAUCGACAUAAGCCCCUCCCCUUUGGCCAUUAUCGAUGUGAAUAGACUUGAAGUGAACACAUCACAGUGUGAAAACUUGUUAUAAGCAGUUGCAUUUUGUUUGAAAGGAAAUUAUUGUGGUGCAUUUUAAGAAUACCAUGGCUAAAAUAUGAACCUGUAAAGGAAGAGAAUACCAUGUCCAUCGAUAAAACUGAAGAAAAUCAUUCACUUAUUUUGGGUGCUGAGUCAGGGAAACGAAAGCAAGGGAACUUUUGUGUACCAAAUAUAUUGUAAAGAUAAUUCUAUACGACAUCGUUAUUUUAAAGCGAUAUUUUGUACGAAGUAAUACGGUAUAAUACCAUGGAUGUACGAAAGUUCUUUGUUUUACUGAGUCUUGAUGCUGUUUUGGUUAUAUUUUUUUAUGCUCAUUCAAGCGAAGGGUUUUUAUGGUGGGGUUCGGAAGACAAGAAAGUAGAUGGAAAGUGGAGCGCGUGGUCUUCGUACAGUUCUUGCCAGAUUCCAUCGUCAAAAGACUCGUAUCCUUAUCGCUUUAAACAAAGAAGUUGUACAAACCCGGCUCCGAAAAACGGUGGGAAGUCAUGUACUGGUCAGUCACGGCGUAAUGCUCCGUGUUCCGACUGUGAUACACCGCUUGGAAUGGAAAAUAAUAGGAUAGACGACUCACAAGUGACAGCGUCUACGUUCCAUGAAGAAUUUCCUCCCCACGAAGCCCGGUUAAAUGGCCCUUCUGCUUGGUGUGCGGGGGAUCUUAGUGGAGAGGUUUACCUUCAGGUAGAUUUGCAAAGAUUGUCUUUAAUAACUGCUGUUGCGACACAGGGAUUUUACCCCGAUCCAAAAAAGAUCAGUUUACGUCUAGGAAGUGUCAGCAAGUAUCGAAUAACUUUUAGUGAUGAUGGCACCCUCUGGGAAGUACAUCAAAACCGAGAUGGGAAUCAUUCCGUCUUUAACGGGAAUAAAAGAAAUUCAAAAACUGUUUUGAAUAUUUUUGAACCGAACAUCGCAGCGAGAUAUGUGAGAAUUGUCCCAACAGCACGAUUAAAUUUUGCAUGCAUGAAGCUUGAACUCUAUGGGUGUAAGUUCAAGUGUGGAGGGUAUCUUCCUCAAUCUCCUGGGGACCUUCUUGCUGCAAGUUUAGAAACUGAAAACAUCGACUGCUUUUGGCAAGUCCAUUUACCUAAAUCUACAAAGAUAAAUUUUGAUUUUAUUAACUUUGACUUGCCCUGCAGCAUUGGCCAAGUAGAGAUACGAGGAAGUGGCUCGUCAUAUGGAAGGUCUCAGCUAUUGGGACAUUUAUGUGAUCAUACCUCUGCACCUCCGCCAGUCGUAUCCAAUGGGAACAAAAUGUGGAUUCGCUUCCAGUCCAAUUCCUCAGAUCCCUUGAUUGGAAUUUAUGGAACAUAUUUUCCAAAUUGUGACUAUCAGUAUAAUUCCAGUGAGGGUGCACUAAUGACUCCAAAUUUUCCAAAGAAUUACAACCACAAUUCAUUGUGCAAAUGGUUGAUUUCUGUGCCUAAGGGGAAAGCUAUCAAGCUUACAUUCUUUGAUUUUGAGGUUGAGGGUGACCAAGAUAAUGGACCAAAAUGUUUGAAUGACUAUGUCAUUGUUAUGGAAGGGAAUGCAUCAAGAACUGAAAUUGGACGCUUUUGCAACACGAAUAAACCUCCCAAACAUCUCUGUAGUUACAGUAACAGAAUUGAAAUUCAGUUCAAGUCAGAUGACAUUCUAUCAUUCAAAGGGUUCAAUGCUCUUUACAAAGCUAAAGAACCUAAUGCUCCUUGUGUGGAACCUUCAUCUACUAUGAUAACACCAAGUCCAACAAUCUCCAUUUAUUCAUCUACUAUUGCAUCGCUAAACUAUUCAUCAUCAGCAAUCUUGAGGAUCAUUCCUACUGCUACAAUAGCUAUUUCAUCAACUGUCAAUAGUAACUCAUCCAUUGGGAUCCCUGGAACAAGACCUGGGCCCUCCAAUGUCAUGGGUCAGGGGAAAAAAGAUGGGGAUGAUGAUAACGAUGACAAUGGUUUAACAACUAUCAUUAUUAUAUCAGUUUUCAGUUUUAUUGUUUUGCUCAUGAUCAUUGCAAGUGUAAUUCCAAGUAUGAUUCAUGGUUAUGAGAAGAGAAAAAGAGAGCGAGACUGGUUAGCUGCAGCAGAUCCUGCAGAAAAGAAGAAUGGCAUAGGAAAUGGAUAUGAAAUGCAGCCUAUGAAGUCGUCAGUCAAUGUUGAUAAAGAAAAGCCAGAACCAAAUGAAACAACAGCCUUUCUUGAUCCUGAACAUGGUCCACCUGAUAAUGAUAUAACAGAUAAUGCAGUACCUUAUCCAAUUUUAGGCUUAAAAGACAAGGAAGAGAUUGAUGGAUCAGUCACUGAAGAUGUUGGUUGUGAUUUAGAAUAUGAUCCCACAGACUUAAAUCUGAAUGUUUCAUACGAAGAUCUGGGAACCAGCUUUGCCACAGAAAUGACAAUAAUGAUGAACCACAUAAGUCCUGGAAAAGAAAGGUCAGAACCCUAUGAACUCCCAAAAAGUGAGGAUGAUGACAACUCAACAGAUAUAAAGGCCCAUGAGAACAAUACUAUUGAGAAUAAUAAUGAUCAUAAUAACCUAACACCACAAGACCAAAAUUCACAAGAUACUCUGGAGAAUGGAACAAGUGAAGAUUAUAAAGAACCUUCAGAGUUUGCAUGCCCAGAGGACAUCUCUAAACCAGAUGAAAUAAACAGUGCAAAAGUUGUAGCAGGCAUUCAAGAAAAAAAUGACAAACUUCAAAAAGCACUAAAUGAUUUGAAAGCAACGCUGACACAGGUUAAUUCUGACAGUGGAAGCAUUCCAGAGAUUCAGAACCCUGAUACGUGCACUAACAGUACUGUUUCUGUGCGUGGUUCGCAGGAAAUUGAUAACAUGCCACCAGUUGAUAUUAUCAACCCCAUAUGGGAAAGAAACGCCACCAAUGAUCCUGGCAGAAAAAGGCUGCAGGAGGAAUACAAUGAGAACAAACAUGGAACUGAUGAUAGCCUUUCUGUUCCUGGAAACGAUAAGGACUCUGGUCAUUACUCUUCUAAUAAUGAUCAUUCCACCUUGGGGACUGAAACAAUUGUGUAAUAUAUUCACAAGUUCAGACAUUUUUGAGUAAAAUAUAAUAUUAUAGUUAAAUCGGACAAUUCAUUAACUCUUAACUCUGGUCAUUACUCUUCUAAUAAUGAUCAUGCCACAGUUUGGAGACUGAAACAAUUGUCUAAUAUAUUCACAAGCUCAGACAUUUUUGAGUAAAAUAUAAUAUUAUAGUUAAAUUGGACAAUUCAUUAACAAGAAGCAAUCUAAAGAAAAAAUUAGAGAAGCCAAUAAUGCAUCAUUUAAUCUUCCAUCAAACCCAUUUAGAAGAUUUUAAAAAUAUUUUAUUGUAGUCAGGAGCUAAACCCACUUUUAUCGAUGUGUGAGCUGCAAAUACAAAACAAGUAGUGAAAAGAGACUGGUAAGCUAUAAUUUGUAACAAUAAAAGUGGACCCAUUUUUCUCAGUUUUCUUUGUAUUUCAUUUGCGCACAGUUUUCCUUUGAUUUUCGAGAUAUAAAUUUAAAUCAGUUGUUAAUAGCGAGAAAAGUGGGGAUCAGUUCUGGACUAUUUUAUAUUUGGAAUGGCAAGGAUCUGAAGGAAGGGGAAGGUAAUGGGAGGAGACUGAUAAUGAAAAAAAAUGAAAUGAUAAUGCAUUAGCAGUGAACACAACUCAUACAGGGCUUAAAAUAUCAGCCAGACAUUGGACAUUGGUUCGCAAAAGGGCUGCAACGAAGGCUACCAGAUUCGCAGUUGGGCCCUUUUGAAGUCCAUUGAACAUAGUCACUGAACCAUGUUAAACUCUGUAAUUUAUUCAUUCACUUGAUAAUGCAUUGACAAUAAUAACUUUAAAAUGUAGUGCAUUAUUUUAUAAUUAAGAUUUCUAGUAGUUGAAUGUUUUGCUGUUUUUGAUUUCGGCAAAUAAAUAGGAAUUUGUUUUG
Molecule: messenger RNA, 4482 nt
Organism: Actinia tenebrosa (Australian red waratah sea anemone)
Lineage: Eukaryota; Metazoa; Cnidaria; Anthozoa; Actiniaria; Actiniidae
Cellular component (GO): plasma membrane
Molecular function (GO): signaling receptor activity
Source: RefSeq, a predicted model, not a curated record